AUGUCUAGUGAGACUCAUGCUAAACUUGGAACUGUAACAGUUGUUGUAACUGAAAAACGCGAUCUUUCCGAUAAAUUAGGAGAUAGCCAUGUAAAUCUUUUACCCAGGAAGCAAGUACUAAUCGUACUUCUUGCAGUAUCAUUGGGAUUAUUCAUUUCCUUUGCUGAUCAAACCGGUGUUACUGUUGCUAUGUCUCAAAUUGGAAAAGAUUUAAACGCACAAACAACGAUCAAUUGGGCCGGAACAUCUUCAUUGUUAGCGAAUACAAUUUGCCAAGUACUUUUCGGAAGACUUUCUGAUAUCUACGGCAGAAAAUCCGUUCUUUUAACCUGCAUUGGAAUUUUAGCUAUCUCGGAUUUAGCAUGUGGCUUUGCACAAACUGGAGUUCAAUUUUUCAUAUUUAGAGCAUUUGCGGGAAUCGGGAAUGGCGGUGUUUCAUCUCUUUCCAUGGUUAUUUUAAGCGAUGUUGUCACCUUAAAGCAACGUGGAAAAUAUCAAGGGAUUUUAGGGGCAAGUGUUGGCGUUGGGAAUGCAAUUGGGCCCUUUAUUAUGUCUGCAUUUGCCAAGAGUUCCAGUUGGAGAAGUUUCUAUUAUACUUUAACUCCUAUCGUUGUACUUGUUGGAAUUUCAAUUUACUUUUUAGUUCCAGGAACAAGUGACUCGGAUAGAGUAUUAUCCUCAUCUGAAAAGUUGAAAACCAUUGACUAUUGGGGGAUUUUGUCAUCAUCUUCAUCAUUGACCCUUUUACUUGUGGCAAUUAGUGGAGGCGGUACAUCUUAUUCUUGGAAUAGUCCUCUUAUUAUAUCUAUGUUUUCAAUUGGAGGAGUACUUUUCGCAACCUUUUUGAUAAUUGAAUGGAAAGUUUCUAAAUUACCCAUGAUCCCAUUAAGAUUAUUUAAAAACCCACUGUUAUGUUUAAUUUUGGCGUCUAACUUCUUUUUCGGUAUGACUUACUAUAGUGUAUUGUUCUAUAUUCCCUAUUAUUUCCAAAUUAUUAGACAAAAUUCCGAAAUUGAAUCUUCAGUUUUCAUUUUACCGCUCGUUUUAUGUCAAGCACUUUUCUCCACAGUUUCUGGAAAUAUUGUUACUUAUACGGGUCAUUAUAUUUUCGUGGUUCUAGCUGGAUAUUCAAUUUGGUUAUUAAGUUGUGGACUUUUAAUUAUUUGGAAUGUUAACACCAAUUAUGGAGUAAAUGUUAUUGUUUUACUUUUGAUGGGAAUUGGUGUUGGGAGUACUUUCCAACCUACCAUGGUAGCUGCGCAGGCGCAGUCGAAAAAGGCUGACCGAGCAGUUGUUAUAUCCACAAGAAAUGUGAUUAGAUCUUUUGGUGGAGCUGUUGGUAUUGCCAUUUCUUCUACUGUUAUUAGCAAUACAAUGUACGCUAAAAUUGAACAAGGUUUAGUGAAUCCUGAACUAAUAGCCAAUAUUUCCAAAGAAUAUCUUUAUUACAUGAAAGAUCAUAUCUACAACCAGAUUGAAGUCGACAAACUUACCCCGACUCAAGUGGAAAUAAUCAAAUCCAUGUACAUGAACUCUAUGAGAAAUUACUUUUACUUAUUGCUGCCAUUUAUUGGUCUUUGUCUCAUAAGUUCGUUCUUCGUAAAGGAUAGAGGUUUACAAUGUAUUGAUGAGAUUAAUAUUGGUGGUAGAAAAAAUGUCGAGUCUGGAAUUUCUACAUCUACAUCGAGAACAAGUGCAAUGUCUUCCGUUUAG
Messenger RNA from [Candida] anglica, 1713 nucleotides. NCBI's taxonomy places the organism in Eukaryota, Fungi, Ascomycota, Pichiomycetes, Serinales, Debaryomycetaceae. The record is from the annotation of a GenBank genome assembly.